Messenger RNA from Mesorhabditis spiculigera, 1119 nucleotides. The record is from the annotation of a GenBank genome assembly. Lineage: Eukaryota; Metazoa; Nematoda; Chromadorea; Rhabditida; Rhabditidae.
AUGAAGGUGUUCUUGACGUGGUGCUUAGCUUUAUUUGCGGUUUCCGCUGCGGCUGGUGGUUCUACACAAUGCCCCUGUCGGCCCGAGACAAUGUGGUUGGACUUGAUUUUUGUGGUGGAAAGUACGGAUGCUGUGUCAAAGGAUGGCAUUGAGCAGAUCGAAAACUUCGUCAAAACAGCCCUGCUUCAAACCCGAAUCAGCCAAGAUCAUCUUCGUGUCGGUGCUAUUGCAUAUUCUGGGGAAAUCACUGUCGCUGCCAACCUAACAGGCUUCACCUCUACGGCCCAUCUGCUAGACUCGUUUUCUCUGCCUUUCCAAGGAUCAUCCACUAAUGAUGCAGAGAGUGCACUGCGAAAAGCGACCGAGAUGUUCCAACAAGAUCAUCGUCCAAAUGUUCGAAAAGUAGCUGUUCUUAUUGCAGCUUCUCUAAACACUAUCGAAUCGAUGCCGAUCGAGAUUGGCAACGACUUCAGGGAGGAUGGUGGUGUAUUGAUUGCCAUAGAAUUCGUCUCGACGCACGGUGCUGCCGUACCUGCAAUCCAUCAACUUGCUUCUUCCGGCUACGUCCUUAGUACCAAGUCGGAAAGCCUGCACGUCGUGGACCUGGUCGGAGCGUUGUGUGACGCGAACUGCUACUGCGCUCCUGGGCAUUUCCCAUUGUCGAACAACACCCGGAAGACGCCGGAUCUUGGAUGCUUCUUACCGGCUUCGGUUCCGAUUGAUCGUGACUCUGCGGACAAAGCGUGUUCUGCGGCUCAUCCUGGAGCUCAUUUGGCAGUUGUAAAAGACGAUAUGACAAAUGAACUUCUGUUUAAAUCCAAUAACUGGGAGGGCGCCUCACUUUGGCUUGGAGGGCGUUAUUCUAAUGGUAUGGUCCAUUGGGAUAGAGAAGGCACGUCCUCCGCCGCCGUCUCUACAUACUCUCAUCCGCUCCUAAUGUCAACCCUCAAGGGUGACUGUAUUUACGCAAAGCAAGUUGGAUCAAAGAUAAACUGGUACGUCUCGAGCUGCCAGACGCCUCAGAUGUUCGUCUGCCAAAGUACGCCUUACUCCACUGCUAAUCGCGCUACCAUGCAUCCACAUGCCGUCUACAAGAAGCUGGAUCAGCGCUACAAGGAU